UUAAUGAUGUACUAUUAUAUUUUUGGAAUACAAAAUAUCCAGAAUGUAAUUAGAAAAAAAUGAGGUUCCACGUGUCCAUGCAAAAGCCACGUAGCUCUCCCCCUCCCCUCUGCCUAUUUAGUGGCCCUUUCUUUGAAGGGAGGCAUUGUGUGUUUGAAUUGAGUAAUUGUAAAUUAGGAAAAAUGUGGAAGAGAAAAGGCGUAGUUGUGCAAUGUUAUCUAAUUUUGUUAACAAUUUGUUUUUGUGUGAGAGUGCAUGCAGAAGGUGUGCGGGCUUCGGGCCCUCUUGUGAAGAAAGAAGAGAGGUGGCCCGUGAUCUCCAACGAGUACGGAGAGAUCUCCGCCGUCCGGAUUAGCGACGCCAUCAACGGCUCCUAUCUACUUCACUUCUUCACCUUGGAGCCCAAUUCUCUCUUGCUCCCGCUCCUUUUGAAUGCUCACAUGCUUUUCUAUGUGCACGCAGGGAGUGGGAGGGUGAGCUGGACGGAAGAAGAUGAGCUAAAGCACAUGAAUAUAAAUCGAGGAGACGUAUACCGGCUGGCGCAGGGAAGUGUGUUGUAUAUGCGAAGUGAGGAUCAAGGGCUUAAGAUCCAUGCCAUUUUUGCUAAUUCUAACGACGACUUGCGUGAGCCAGCAACACAACCUUACUCUAGCAUUCAGGACCUGGUUCUUGGCUUUGACAAGACAAUUCUGCAGGCAACUUUCAAGGUAUCGGAGUUGGUAAUAGAUGAGCUGUUGGGUGGGACGAAACCACCACUCAUCACACAAGUAGAUAAUAUUUGUGGAGGAGACUUAGAUUGCAAUGUAUUUGAGCUGAAUAAGAAGAAAAAGAAGGAUAAGGAGGAGAAGGAAAAGGAAAAGGAAAAGGAAAAGGAAAAGGAGAAGGAGAAGGAGAAGGAGCAUGCAAGAUUAUUCAAUAUUUUCGAAGAGAAGAAAGAUGUGGAGAAUUGCAAUGGAUGGAGCACAAGAGUAACGAAUAAGCAGUUGGCAGCAUUAGAGGGUUCCAACAUUGGUUUGUUCGUGGUGAACUUGAAUGCAGGAUCGAUGAUGGAGCCGCACUGGAACACGAUGGAUACAGAGGUUCUAGUAGUGCUAGAAGGGCGAGGAAUGGUGAGAGUGUCGAGUCCGAGUAUUUCGAAGGAAAGAGGAGGGAGAGAGAUGAGGUUGGAGGUGGAACAAGGGGAUGUGUUCAUUGUGCCGAGCUUCCACCCCACGGUUCAAAUGGCUUUCAACAAUGGGAGUUUUGUUUUCAUGGGGUUCACUAGGAUGACAAAGACUAAUAACGCUCGCUUCAUAGCGGGGGAAACCUCCGUGCUUCAACUCCUUAGCAAAGAAGUAUUACAAGUAUCAUUCAACGUGAAAAGGACGACGUUAGAUGAGCUUCUGGCUCCGCGAGAAGACUCCGUCAUCUCCUCCUGCAUAUCUUGCGCUGAGGAGGAGAUGCAAAUUAUGGAGGAAGGAGGAGGAGACAAGGGAGAGGAAGAGGCUGGCACGCAUCAUGGAGGAGGACACGAGGAAGAGGCUGGUAGACAACGUGAAAGAGAAGAAGGCAGAAGGCGCCAUGGAGGAGACGAGGAAGAGGCCGGGUGGAGACACCACAGGGGAGAAGAAGAAGAAGAAGAAGAGGAGGAAGAAACCGAAUGGCAACGUGAAAGGGGAGAGGCCAGAAGGCACCAUGGAGGAGACGAGGAAGAGACGGGGCGGCGACACCAUUGGGGGGAAGAAGAAGAAGAAGAAGAGGAAGAAAGCGAGUGGCGACGUGGAGGAGAGCAACUACGGCAGAAUCAUCAUCACUACGUGCAAGGAGUAAGAAGAAUUCUCAAGAGCAACUAAAAGAGUUUCGUGUGAUCUGUCUUUGAGCAUCUCAUUUCCGUAUCUAGAAGACUAGUAUUAGUGUGUUUUAUCCUUGUAUUUUGUGCUCAAAUAAAUCAAUCACAUCUUGCUUUAAACAUUAAAAA
This is a messenger RNA of Salvia miltiorrhiza (redroot sage), 1957 nucleotides long. RefSeq names its product vicilin-like seed storage protein At4g36700. Lineage: Eukaryota; Viridiplantae; Streptophyta; Magnoliopsida; Lamiales; Lamiaceae. Bases 60 to 1832 code for a protein of 590 amino acids. The record is from RefSeq and is a predicted model, not a curated record. The transcript is spliced from 5 exons.